AUGCUUCGGUCACCACUUUCUUUGCCUCGAGCUGGCGUUUUGGCUGUUGGCACACUUCUUCUUCUGGUACCAUUAGGCCACCAGCAGCCUGAAGUCAAGACGCGUGCCCGGGUUGGAAAGGUCAGCGUGGCCGCGAACAAGCUCGACAACGACAUUAUCCAUCGCGCCCUUCUCAGCCAUCAAGCGCAGAACGACAUUCACGGCUACCCUCAGUUCACGGCUCCGUACGAGGCCGUUGGCAAAUCCACUGAGAGACACAAGAAGAAGGCCAAGGGUGCCUGGACAAAGCCAGCCUAUCUUCUCGCUGUGGUCGUCAAUGAGCUCGAGAAGCCUGAAGAUGAGCGGCUGGAGUGGAUCUAUUGGUUCGAUGCCGAUACAAUCGUUCUCAACCCCGAGACCAGACUAGAAGUUUUCCUACCUCCGAGAGACAACUCUGAUCUUGACGAUAUGCACAUGCUCAUCGCGUCAAACUGGGACGGCAUCAACUCGGGCGCCUUCGCGCUACGUGUGCAUCCUUGGACGGUGUCCAUGCUCUCUGCCAUCCUGGCGUACCCCAUUUACAAGCCGGAAAGGGUCGAGACAGAUCGAUUCCGUGACCAGAGCGCCUUUCAUUGGCUCCUGGAGGAGGACGAUUCCCCCUUCAGUGACACACCAACCCGAGGCAAAGAACACUGGACAUUUGUGCCGAUGCGUUGGUUCAACUCGCUACCUUUCAACAACCCCUUUGACAAGAAAGAUGGCGCCUGGCUCGUCGGGAAGGAGAUGGAGGAGAACGGCCUCUUCGACAACGGGACGACCGAUGUGUACGACGAUGGGCAUGGCGGCCAAGUGCAGCCCUGGAAGGUCAUGCAAGGAGACAUGGUUGUUCAUUUCGCCGGCUGUGGUACAGGCAAGACCCGCGACAGCUGGAUGGGGCCGUGGUUAGAACGAGCGGCAGCCGCCUUGCCGCAAUGGGCGAAUGCCACGACCCAGAAGGACCUCGAGAUAGAGGUAACAGACUUUUGGAAAAAGGACGCAGAACGUGUAAGAGCGCUAAGAGAAGGUUUGUAA
Molecule: messenger RNA, 1050 nt
Organism: Emericellopsis cladophorae
Lineage: Eukaryota; Fungi; Ascomycota; Sordariomycetes; Hypocreales; Bionectriaceae
Exons: 3
Coding region: 1-1050 (349 amino acids)
Biological process (GO): protein N-linked glycosylation
Cellular component (GO): Golgi membrane
Molecular function (GO): glycosyltransferase activity
Source: RefSeq, a predicted model, not a curated record